Molecule: messenger RNA, 375 nt
Organism: Salvelinus sp. IW2-2015
Lineage: Eukaryota; Metazoa; Chordata; Actinopteri; Salmoniformes; Salmonidae
Source: RefSeq, a predicted model, not a curated record
AUGUUCAUGGUGUUCCAUGUAGAGGGGUACCGCAAGGGGUUCGAUGAAGGCACGCGACAAGGAAUGAUUGAUGGUCGGAAACAUAGAGCAUCACAUGGCGCCAAGCUUUCAACGGAGGUUUCCUUCUAUUAUGGAUUUGGAAUCACUUGGAAAUGCCUUCUUCAAAACAACACAGAUGUGAAAGCCAGAAAAAGGCUGAAAGCCUUGGAAUCUCCUCUUGGGUUGAUUCUGAAGUUCCCCCAUGAAGAACCUCAAUAUGAAAAUCUACAGGAAGACAUGGAGAAMGUUCGGGCCAAGUUUAGACUGGUCUGCUCUCUGUUAAACGUGCCAACAGACUUCAGUGAUUAUGUGAAGUCUGGGGGGAUAUCCUUCUGA